Arachis stenosperma is the source of this 2140-nucleotide messenger RNA. Its product is annotated as signal peptide peptidase-like 4. Gene Ontology annotation, cellular component: lysosomal membrane; Golgi-associated vesicle membrane; cytoplasmic side of endoplasmic reticulum membrane. The coding region runs from base 129 to 1748 and encodes 539 amino acids. The transcript has 14 exons. The record is from RefSeq and is a predicted model, not a curated record. Lineage: Eukaryota; Viridiplantae; Streptophyta; Magnoliopsida; Fabales; Fabaceae. Gene Ontology annotation, molecular function: aspartic endopeptidase activity, intramembrane cleaving. Gene Ontology annotation, biological process: membrane protein proteolysis.
CUCUCCAUUCUCCACUUUUCUUUUAUUAUUAUUAUUUUGGUAUCUUUCUAACACCCUCUUUGGUUUUUCUGCUUAAAAAAGCUUUCCAAUCUAGAAUCUCUCAAUUCUCAGUUUGAGUUCUCAUCAGCAUGGUUCUUCCACAUGGUGUGUUCCUUCUCUUCAUGCUCUCUUCUGCAACUUUGGCUUUGGCUGGAGACAUAGUUCACCAUGAUGAUGUUGCUCCAAGAAGACCUGGUUGUGAGAACAACUUUGUUCUGGUCAAAGUCCCCACUUGGAUUGAUGGUGUUGAAAACAGUGAGUAUGUAGGUGUUGGUGCAAGAUUCGGCCCUACUUUGGAGUCAAAAGAGAAACGUGCCAACCACACUAGAGUUGUCAUGGCUGACCCUCCUGAUUGUUGUUCCAAGCCUAAGAAUAAGCUCACUAGUGAGAUCAUUGUGGUGCAACGAGGAAAAUGUAGUUUCACAACCAAGGCAAAUAUAGCUGAGGAAGCUGGUGCUUCAGCCAUCCUCAUUAUAAAUUAUAGGACAGAACUUUUCAAGAUGGUUUGUGAAGAGAAUGAAACCGAUGUUGAUAUUGGAAUACCCGCUGUCAUGCUUCCACAAUAUGCUGGAUUAAACAUAGAAAAACAUAUAAAAAACAACUCCACAGUGUCCGUGCAGUUAUACUCUCCGCUGCGUCCAUUGGUUGAUGUUGCGGAAGUGUUUCUAUGGCUUAUGGCCGUUGGAACCAUUUUAUGUGCUUCUUAUUGGUCUGCUUGGACUGCUAGAGAAGCAGCUAUUGAGCAAGAGAAGCUUUUAAAGGAUGCUUCGGAUGAAUACCUUAGCACACAGAAUGUUGGUUCAAGUGGUUAUGUGGAAAUCAGUACCGUGGCUGCAAUUUUAUUUGUUGUGAUCGCUUCUUGUUUCCUGGUUAUGCUUUACAAGUUAAUGUCAUUCUGGUUUGUUGAAGUUCUGGUGGUUCUAUUCUGCAUUGGGGGAGUAGAGGGACUGCAAACUUGUUUGGUGGCUCUUUUAUCAUGUUUCAGAUGGUUCCAACAUGCUGCACAAACAUUUGUGAAAAUUCCCUUCUUUGGAGCUGUCUCAUAUCUGACAUUUGCCGUUACCCCCUUUUGCAUAGUGUUCGCUGUGAUAUGGGCAGUUUAUCGUCGUGCUUCGUUUGCUUGGAUCGGUCAAGACAUCCUUGGUAUCACACUGAUAAUUACAGUUCUUCAGAUUGUACGGAUACCGAAUCUCAAGGUUGGAACUGUUCUUCUCAGCUGCGCCUUCCUAUACGACAUCUUUUGGGUGUUCGUUUCUAAACGGUGGUUCCAUGAGAGCGUCAUGAUAGUGGUAGCUCGAGGUGAUAAGAGUGGAGAAGAUGGUAUCCCAAUGCUACUAAAGAUACCACGUUUGUUCGAUCCUUGGGGUGGUUACAGCAUCAUCGGUUUUGGGGACAUUAUCUUACCAGGGCUUCUAGUAGCAUUUUCACUAAGGUAUGAUUGGUUGGCAAAGAAGAGCCUUCGCGCUGGGUACUUCUUGUGGGCAAUGACUGCCUAUGGCUUAGGUCUCCUCAUCACAUACGUGGCUUUGAACUUGAUGGAUGGACAUGGCCAACCAGCUUUGCUUUAUAUAGUUCCCUUCACACUUGGAACCUUUCUGUCAUUGGGAAAGAAGAGAGGUGAACUCAAGAUUUUAUGGACAAGGGGGGAACCAGAGAGACCUUGCCCUCACAUGCAAGAAGAGGAUCAACAAUCACUUAACCAGCAUUGAUCCCUCUCAUCAGAUUUGUAUCUUAGGUCUAUUAGUACAUAGGAGAGUGAUAACAACUGAUAGGAGAUUUAUGUUACAUUUUGUAACUUCUCUUUGUAACAAAAAUUACAACCAAAAUAUAUAUUAUUAGAGAUGUCAACCAACUAUUUUAAUGGUGUAUGCAUGGAAAUGUGGAACUGUAUGAUGUAAGAUUAUUAUAUAUCUAGGUGGUUAAUGCCUUAGCCAUGAAUCAAGGUGGCAUGCAUGGACUUCUUCAAUCAAAAGGAGGGAAGACAUGGUAAAGGAUGAUAACACUAAGAGGCUCUACCAUUUCUACUUUAGCAAUAAUUUUGUAUAUUAUUAUUACUAUUAUGCAUAACAAGUUUGAUUUACAUAUAAUGGUUUUUCAUAUA